Molecule: messenger RNA, 906 nt
Organism: Diaporthe amygdali
Lineage: Eukaryota; Fungi; Ascomycota; Sordariomycetes; Diaporthales; Diaporthaceae
Exons: 4
Coding region: 1-906 (301 amino acids)
Cellular component (GO): cytoplasm
Molecular function (GO): oxidoreductase activity, acting on the CH-OH group of donors, NAD or NADP as acceptor
Source: RefSeq, a predicted model, not a curated record
AUGGCCACCACUUCUUCAUCGUCCCGGAAAGUCGUCAUUAUUACUGGAGCCACGAACGGUAUUGGUCGCGACCUCGCCGAGCGUCUACACGCACGAGGAUACAAUGUAGCCAUUACCGGGCGGCGCGUGCAGGAAGGAGAAAAGUUCGCAGCGCAGCUGGACCCAAAGGGUGACACUUCGUUGUUCGUUGAGUGCCACGUGCAAGACUACGACUCUCAGGUGGCCCUCUUCAGGACGGUAUGGCGCAAGUGGGCGCGGCUAGAUGGGUUCAUUGCCAAUGCCGGGAUAGUCGACGUGGGCACGCGAUACAACCUGGCCCGCAAGGACGCGUCCGUCGACGAUAUCCCGCCGCGUCCGGACCUCAGCUGCACUGAUGCCGACUUCAAGGGCGUGGUGUAUGGAACGGAGCUGGCGGUGCACUAUAUGCGCCACAACCCCGGUGGCAGUAGAGGCAAGAUCAUUGUCACGGGGAGCAUCGCAGCCAUCUACCCGUUGCCUACCCUCCCUGAGUACUGCGCUGCCAAGGCCGCCGUAUUGCAGUGGGUGCGUGUGAUGGCUCCGAUGCUAGGGCAAGAAGAAAUCACCAUUAAUGUUGUCCUCCCGAAUGGGUACAACACCGGUAUCUUGCCCAAUUUCGAGGAGGCCUACCUCGAUAAGCACCUGACAAAGAAAGAAUGCUUGAUGUCUGCCUACGAUAUCUUUCUCGAGGAUGAGAAAAACGAGAAGAACGGGCAAGCCAUCGAGACGGCCCACGAGUCCCAUUACUUCCACGAUGUGCCCCCAUACAAGAGUGGCCAUGUGAUAGAGAGGACAGACAAAGUCUAUGAACCUUGGUUUGAGAUGAUGCAUCACCAUCGGAGCGGGUUGGAAAACUCCUAUAAAGAACCUCUGAGGAAGCUAGCAUAG